AUGCUUCGGCGGGCCGAUAGCGAAGAGAGUCUUCUGACGCUCAUCUCAGCCGCUCAGCUGAGCCACAACCGUGAGUUCUCCCACGCCUCCGGCGAUGAAAGCUCCAUUUGGCUGGCUGGUUCCGAAGAAACAUAUUCCAUCGGAUCCCUUCCGCUUUUCGGAUCCCGGGUCCUGACGUACACGAGAAUCCGAGAACUUCCGAUUUUGGCCGGCACGAUGAAGCUGGAGCUUGCGUGUUUUCUCUCGACCAGCUGUGUCAGGGAAAACAAGCCUCCUUUGCUUACGUUGCAUUCGAACAAGUUCCACUUUUUGGCCAGAAACGCCCCGCUUUUGACGAUCUUCAGAGACGGCGCCGACUUCUGCAAAGUCUACUUCAAAAUCAUCUCCAACAACUUGACUUGCUAUGUGUUGAUCUUCGACCAGGGCGAGAAACUCUUCCUUUUCAACAACGCCUUGAAGCCCUGUCUGGACACGGUGUACAAGGGCACCAAGAUCCGGAUCUACGGAGCUUCGGGUGCCGCUUCAACGUACGGAAACGGCCACAUCAAGGCGUUUGCGCUUUCGGACAGUUCACCCAUAUUGGCAGAUGGGCUUAUACAGCCAGAGCCGGAUGCCACGAUCAAGGACAUCAAGAUCCGCUUUUCCGAACACAGUGCGCUUUACGAUGCUGUGACGAAGCAGCGGAAGACCCAGGUGUCCCAGAUUCUCGGCCUGGGUGAGCCUUUGGUGAAUUACCCAGUUGCCAGUUUUCUAGAUCUCGGGAAACAGAAGGUGGAUGGGAUCAAGCUCGACGGGGCCAUUCGAAUCUUUGAGACGAAUUUUGGAGAAGAUGGGGAUGUCAGUCGUGAUACGCUUGUGCUUUCGGCGAUGAUGAUGGUUUUGACCGAGCAGGAGGUCCGGAAGAUGAGAGGUAACAACAAGCCGUCCUAUGUGAGGCCUCCAGAGCACGGAGGUUGA
Molecule: messenger RNA, 957 nt
Organism: Candidozyma duobushaemuli
Lineage: Eukaryota; Fungi; Ascomycota; Pichiomycetes; Serinales; Metschnikowiaceae
Exons: 1
Coding region: 1-957 (318 amino acids)
Source: RefSeq, a predicted model, not a curated record